CAAGAUCACACAUGACUAUAUUUAGGCUUACACAUUGAGAGAAUUUGAUGAGUCAAAGUGCUUAAAUGAACAGUUCCAAAAGUCAAAAGUGGAUGAAUAUAGCGGGACGGAGGUAGUACAUUUGCAAGCUUAAUUAAAUGACUUUGACCAGAAUAAGUCUUUCUAGGGUUUCCAUUAGGCUCUAUCCCUACCACACCCACAAACAAAAUGAUCUGCAUUAAUUUGAAUGAACUUUCAUCUAAAUGCGAUGUACUACCAUAUGUUCUUUGAAUGAAACAAACUGCAUAUUGUAUAUUACUAGGAUACUCUGUCCGUCUCAUGAAAAAGUUUUACAUUUUCUUUUUCAUUUGUCUCAGAAGAAGUUUGCUCUUUCCCUUGGGGAAUUUUGUGGUUCACACAAUUUGUCCUUCCUCUUCACAAAACCCAACCACACACUUCCAACUUUAUUAAUAACCGUUCCUAAUUAGCCAAUAUUUUGUAAUGCCUUAUUUAGUAUCAAAGAGAUCUAUAUCUAUUUAAGAAAAAUAGAACAAAGUGCAGUUAAUGCUCCCAUUUUCUGCUUUAGAGCUAGAUAUGGUGUGCAACUUGAGAGUGGUCCUUUUCAAAGACGCACGGCUGAUUUCCUAUGGAUGAUGAUUUUUGGAACCUUAUCACUGCUGGUUUUAUCCUUUAUCCCCUACUUCUGGAGCCCAUUCUUGGGAGUAUCACUUGUCUUCAUGCUUCUAUAUGUCUGGAGUAGAGAAUUCCCGAAUGCCAACAUCAAUAUUUAUGGACUUGUGACAUUGAAGGCGUUUUAUCUCCCGUGGGCCAUGCUGGGUUUAGAUGUGAUCUUUGGGUCACCAAUUAUGCCAGAUCUCUUAGGCAUCAUAGCUGGCCAUCUGUACUACUUCCUAACGGUGCUGCAUCCGCUUUCCACUGGGAAGACCCUGCUGAAAACACCAAAAUGGAUACACAAAAUGGUUGCAAGAAUGAGAAUUGGUUACCCGACGAGGAGUAACCGCGCAGAGCCUGAGAGGAGUUCGGGUGUAGCAUUCCGCGGGCGAUCUUACCGUCUUUCUGGGUGAAGAAAAUAUGAUGUUCAAAUUUUUUGGAAUGGGAAAAUUACUCACAGUUGUUAACACAGAUAUGCUGUUUGGAGAGGACAAAGGAUUAGGUAUACAAUAUGUUGUCAAACAGUUUGAAGGUGAUGUCACCGAUUUAAGUCUUUUGCUUUCUUUUUAUUCCCAACAUUUUUCUAAUGCCACUGGGUACAAUUCAAUAGAGUAUUAUUUUUCAUUUCUCCAUAAAUUUCAAUGACAUUA
Molecule: messenger RNA, 1301 nt
Organism: Cuscuta campestris
Lineage: Eukaryota; Viridiplantae; Streptophyta; Magnoliopsida; Solanales; Convolvulaceae
Source: the annotation of a GenBank genome assembly